CGGGGAUGUUGUGCCUGUCGAGGCGCCGCCCAAAGGACCAAGGGUGAGCAAGGAUUGCCGCUCUCGCCUGCACUUGACCUUGCCUUGUGCUGCUGCAGGCGUUUAUAUGCGAAUGCUCACCCCUCGAAGCAACUGCGAGAUGCCGUUUUGCGAUUUCUCCAGGUUUUCUGCCGGCAGGCUUCGUCAAUAACCAUGCCUUCUUAUCCCCUCCAGCUCACCUGCUUGGGCGUCAUCAUUGGCACUCCGCUUCUGGCCUCGAUUUUUGUUAUUCUGAGAAUAUACACGCGCCGGAAGCUGAAUCUGCGCCUGAGUUGGGAUGACUGGCUUAUCAUACUUCCUCUGCUAUUGUCAAUAGCCCUCAUAGGACCUUCAUACAGACAUGUCAAAAUGUGGCAUGUUGGUGUCCAUAUCUGGCAAGUUCCCCCAGAUGAGAUUGAACCAAACUAUGACCAGUACUACGCUGUUGUCAUGGCCUUUAACCUACUGAACAUUCCCAUCUUGCCACUGGUCAAAGCAUCAAUCAUCCUUCUCCUUCUUCGCGCUGGUUCCGUCAUCCAAUGGCUGAGGCGAGCACUCUACGCCAUUCUUAUCUUCACUGUCGGAAGCGCUUUGAUUCCAUGGUGCCUCUACAUCUUCAUCUGCCCACCCCUUACCGGCAACACAUGGAAGCCGCGAACCUUUGGUGGUCUGCACUGCAUGGGCCGCCACAAGAUGGGCGAGAUGUUGAUCUGGGUUACUUGCGCCAACCUCCUCACUGACGUUCUGAUCCUCCCCAUUCCGUUUAUCAUUGUCCGAAGGAUGAUGAGUGCCCGUCUACGCUCCCGUCUUGUUGUGCUAGCAGUUUUUACCUGCAGUCUUGCGGUCACUGCUAUUGGCGCCGCGAAGAUCUACCUCUCAUACCGCGACCGCCUGUACACGCUCUUCAAGCCUGACUGGACCUACCCAAUCGACUACUGUAUCAACCACAUUGAAAACAAUGUUGCCAUCAUCGUCGCCAACAUCCCCAUCCUACGUGGUCUCGUCACACGAUGGAUCUUCAACUUCCGCACCAAAGCCACACCCAUGGACCCCGAGGCCCGCACCGACAACAACUGGCAGCAAUGGGACCUAUCCAGCUCCUCUGCCGGCGACAGCCGCUACACACGGCGCAACUCGAAGAAGAGCGUCAAAGUGCGCAUGUUCAACAAGAUCCUCCCUUGCAUCCAAGACGACUUCUCCAGCAGCCUCGCCACACGCACCUCAACCUCUGGCGAUGCCACCACCAACAAAGCCGGCGCAAGCGCCCACAUCACCGAAUGCAAGAAACCUCGUCUCCCUAGCAAAAUCGUCACAAACAACCCCCCAAAACGCACCUACUUUUCCCGCCCCUCCCGCCGCAACAGCCAAGACCGCUACGCCGCGUCUUCGCACUGCGAAAAGGGCGACGCCAACGUCCUCGAGUCCGUCCGCAGCGUCGGCAGCAGCCUCGAAUCCGCGCCCACCCUCGUCGACAGCAAGUACGGCAGAGGCAGCAUGGGCUGCAAGAGCUUGGAACUCGACUCGCCGCCUGUCAGCCCUACGACUGUAGUACCUGGGAGGCGGUACUCUGCUGCUACCCUUCUGCAUAGCCCCAUUACGCCGCUUUCACCGGUUAGGCUGCGCGGGAUAGGGGAUGCGGGUGAGUAUGAUGAGUAUGAUGAUGAUGAGGGGAUUUAUCCGCAUCACCCGAGGACGAGGAGUUGGGGGGAGGAGACGCGAAGGUUAUGAGAUUAUGAUAUGCCUCGUUCUGUUUUUUUUUUCUGUUUUCUUUUGUUUACAUUUUGAGGGAGAUAAGGGAAAGUAUGUGGAGUUUGCAAUGAUACCAUGUGACUAUUUUCAUGCACAAAAGGGUUUUUGGGACUUUGAACUUUUUAGUCUACGGUCGCUUUUUUUUUCGCGAGCUGGGGCGGAGGUGCGCACAUGCCUAGCUAAGGGAGAGUUGGGGGGGUUGUUAUACCACACAAUCACGACAUCGAGUGUUGAACACCGGGGCAGAGAAAAAAGAAGAAGAAGAAGAAGAAGAAGUAUUAUGCAGUGCAUAGCCUAACCUCUUUUUCAUCCUUUCACUUCUUUGUUCAUCGUUCUAGCAAGCAUAGUAUAUAUCAAUAUCUACAUUUUGAGAAAAAUAAAACAAUUCAACAUCGACAUCUAC
Messenger RNA from Bipolaris sorokiniana ND90Pr, 2170 nucleotides. RefSeq lists its product as uncharacterized. The transcript has 5 exons. The coding region runs from base 193 to 1746 and encodes 517 amino acids. The record is from RefSeq and is a predicted model, not a curated record. NCBI's taxonomy places the organism in Eukaryota, Fungi, Ascomycota, Dothideomycetes, Pleosporales, Pleosporaceae.